Messenger RNA from Panicum hallii, 1541 nucleotides. RefSeq lists its product as uncharacterized. The record is from RefSeq and is a predicted model, not a curated record. Lineage: Eukaryota; Viridiplantae; Streptophyta; Magnoliopsida; Poales; Poaceae. The transcript has 8 exons. Bases 168 to 884 code for a protein of 238 amino acids.
CCAGACAAUUUUCCACUAUCCCCCCUAUCCAUCCAUGGGCGUGGGCGGGGCGCGCCAGGGCGCCGCCUGACCUCACUGUAUCUGUAUGGAGAGGGAGACAGCCAGACAGGACACUACCCAACGAGAAAGUUCUCUUCGCUAAACCGCGGCGUUACCCGGCGCACAACAUGUCAUCGCCGUCGCCUCCGUCGUCGGCGCACUUCGCCACUGGGCUCCGGCCAGCACCGGCCGGCGUGCGCUCCUACACCAUUGGCUCGGCCGCCUACUUUUCAGCUGUCUCCCUGCGGGGCCUCCUCUCGCACCCCAGCGCCUCUAGGGUUCCCUCUGUCUCCUUCCGGCAACGGCCGUCGCCCCUCGCUGAAAGGUCGCGCCUGCCGAGCGCUGCGCAGAGCUCCGGGGACCCUGGAGAGAUCAAUGUGGAUAAUGCUGAAGGAACUAGGGAGCCACUAGGAAGUUCCACUGGUUCAGGAAAGAAUGGGAAGGAGUCGACCAAAAGUUUCUCAUCUAAAGAGUUGCUAGAAAAACUAAAGAGAUAUGGCGCUGCCGGUGUUCUGUCAUACGGAUUACUUAACACUGUGUACUAUGUCACUGCAUUUUUAUUAGUUUGGUUUUAUUUUGCUCCUGCUCCUGGUAGAAUGGGCUAUGGAGCAGCAGUGGAGAGAUUUGUUAAACUAAUGGCAAUGGUGUGGGCUGGCAGUCAAGUUACAAAGAUUCUUCGAGCAGGAGGGGCUCUUGCACUGGCUCCUUUUGUUGACAGAGGGUUGAGAUGGUUCACAGUCAAGUUCAACUUCAAGUCAGAAGGGAGGGCCUUUGCAACAGUCGUAGGGUUCUGUUUUGCAAUUGCUGCUGCACUGUUCUUUGGAUUAACAAUACUUUGGGCAUAGCAUGCUUGCUUUGCUGACAAACAAUGAGGAAUCACGAGGAGAUGCUGUGCAGUAGAACCUGAUUCCAAUCGGUGACGCAGUGGUCACACUACUAAUAACCUUACAUUGUCAGCUAUGGCUGUUCACAUCUUGUACGAGUACACCUUGAGCAUACUGUAUGCAUAUUCAUGUAAGGUCCUAGUAGGCGUGUGUUCAGACUCGACAGUUUUGAGGAAACGGAACAAGUCAAAGCAGCAGCUUGAUAAGCUGGCGUCAGGUUUCGCAUAACUGCUGUAAUCGAUGAACUUAUGCUUGUGUUCAGUAACUGCAGUCUGCAUCGUCUUCGUAAAGAUACUAGAAACAUGCGCGAGGCAAAGCUGCGCCCUCGUUGGAGGGCACCAGUCCAUGGAUAUCAGCUUUCUAAAUCAAGGGAUCGUGAAAUGGUGCGCAAGUAAACUUAACUUUUCUUCAGGGGUAAAAGAAUAAGUGAGCUCAACCGAUCAUGGUACUUUGAUAUGAGAUAUCUUGAACAUAUUGUGCACCAAAUAUUUAGAGGCACUAUUAACCAGUUUAGGAAGGACCAGUGUCAAUUUUUAACGGUGUCAGCCAGGUAAAAGAACAUGUAAAAUAGAAUGCUCAAAUUGUAGUGUGGUUGAGACAGAUAAUGAUUUCUAAUUA